Messenger RNA from Phacochoerus africanus (Common warthog), 1790 nucleotides. RefSeq names its product hepsin (gene HPN). Gene Ontology annotation, molecular function: serine-type exopeptidase activity; serine-type endopeptidase activity. Bases 230 to 1483 code for a protein of 417 amino acids. The transcript has 13 exons. NCBI's taxonomy places the organism in Eukaryota, Metazoa, Chordata, Mammalia, Artiodactyla, Suidae. Gene Ontology annotation, cellular component: membrane. The record is from RefSeq and is a predicted model, not a curated record. Gene Ontology annotation, biological process: regulation of cell shape; proteolysis; negative regulation of epithelial to mesenchymal transition.
UCCUCAGGUAGGCAACCAGGCCUAGCAGGCCCCACGCCGCCGCCGCCGCCGCCCGCUGCCUCUGCCUCCGGGGCCUCCGCCGCUGCGGGGCCACCAUGCUCCUGCCCAGGCCUGGAGACUGACCCCUAAAACCGGCACCGUGUCUCAGCUCUGCCCCCACCUGCCGGACCCCAGGGUCCCGCCCCGGCCCAGGAGGUCAGCCGGGGGAUCAUUAACUAGAGGCCGUGACAUGGCGGAGAAAGAGGGUGGCCAGCCUGUGUCAUGCUGCUCCGGACCCAAGGUAGCAGCUCUCACUGUGGGGACCGUGCUGCUCCUGACAGGCAUCGGGGCAGCGUCCUGGGCCAUUGUGACCGUUCUACUCAGGAGUGAUCAGGAGCCGCUGUAUCCAGUGCAGGUCGGCCCGGGGGAUUCUCGGCUCACCGUGUUUGAUGAGACGGAGGGCACGUGGCGCCUGCUGUGCUCCUCGCGCUCCAACGCCAGGGUGGCGGGGCUCAGCUGUGAGGAGAUGGGCUUCCUCAGGUCACUGACCCACUCAGAGCUGGAUGUGCGGACUGCGGGCGCCAAUGGCACGUCGGGCUUCUUCUGUGUGGAUGAGGGGAGGCUGCCGCAGGCCCGGAGGCUGCUCGAGGUCCUCUCCGUGUGCGACUGUCCCAGGGGCCAUUUCCUGGCAACCACGUGCCAAGACUGCGGCCAUAGGAAGCUGCCCGUGGAUCGCAUUGUGGGCGGUCAGGACACCAGCCUGGGCAGGUGGCCAUGGCAAGUCAGUCUUCGCUAUGACGGAGCACACCUCUGUGGGGGAUCCCUGCUCUCCAAAGACUGGGUGCUGACAGCCGCCCACUGCUUCCCCGAGCGGAACCGGGUCCUGUCUCGAUGGCGAGUAUUCGCUGGUGCUGUGGCCCAGACCUCACCCCACGGCCUACAGAUGGGGGUGCAGGCGGUGAUCUACCAUGGGGACUAUCUCCCCUUUCGAGACCCCAACAGUGAGGAGAACAGCAAUGAUAUCGCCCUGGUCCACCUCUCCAGCUCCCUGGUCCUCACAGAGUACAUCCAGCCCGUGUGCCUCCCGGCUGCCGGCCAAGCCCUGGUGGACGGCAAGAUCUGCACGGUGACAGGCUGGGGCAACACGCAGUACUACGGCCAACAGGCUGGGGUGCUCCAGGAGGCCCGAGUCCCCAUAAUCAGCAAUGAUGUCUGCAAUGGCCCCGACUUCUACGGAAACCAGAUCAAGCCCAAGAUGUUCUGUGCCGGCUACCCUGAGGGUGGCAUUGACGCCUGCCAGGGUGACAGUGGUGGCCCCUUCGUGUGUGAGGACAGCAUCUCUCGGACGCCACGUUGGCGGCUGUGUGGCAUCGUGAGCUGGGGCACUGGCUGUGCCCUGGCCCAAAAGCCAGGCGUCUACACCAAAGUCAGUGACUUCCGGGAGUGGAUCUUCCAGGCCAUAAAGACUCACUCCGAAGCCAGCGGCAUGGUGACCCAGCUCUGACCUGCGGCUUCUGCUCGCUGCGCUCGCCUCCAGGGCCCAAGCUGAUCCAGGUGGCUCCAGCCCCUCAUGAUGGGGUUCACCCUGGGCCUGGGAUAGAACAUUUUUCUUCUUGGGCCCAGCCCACAGGUCCAAGGAUACCCUCCCUCCAAGGUCCUCUCUUCCAUAGUGGCGGGCCCACUCAGCCCUGGCAUCACCCGAGCCUCACCCUCCUGACCCCCAUGUAAAUAUUGUUCUGCCAUCUGGGGGCCCCUAUCUAGUGCCCCUGAUGACAGGAUGCUCUUUAAAUAAUAAAGAUGGUUUUGAUUAA